AUGGGAGCUCGUUGCUCUAAGUUCUCUUUCUGCUUGUUCCAUUCUCACUUCAACUCAGCUUCAGUUCUCGAAUCUCCCGAUCUCGAUAAUGGAGGGAAACAUGAGAAGAAACUUUGGCCGAAUUUCAAGGAAUUCCGAUUAGAUCAGCUGAAAUCUGCGACCGGCGGUUUCUCCUCGGAUAACAUUGUAUCGGAACACGGCGAGAAAGCGCCUAACAUUGUUUACAGAGGUAGGCUUGAUGAUGGCCGCUUGAUCGCCGUCAAACGCUUUAACCGCCUCGCCUGGGCCGAUCACAGACAGUUCCUGGAUGAAGCGAAAUCUGUUGGGAGCUUGAGGAGCGAGCGAUUGGCGAAUCUGAUUGGUUGCUGCUGCGAAGGCGAGGAGAGAUUGCUCGUUGCCGAGUUUAUGCCUCACGAAACUCUUGCAAAGCAUCUUUUCCACUGGGAGAAUCAUCCGAUGAAAUGGGCGAUGAGAUUAAGAGUUGCAUUGUGUUUAGCGCAAGCAUUGGAAUACUGUAGUAAUAAAGGGAGAGCUUUGUAUCAUGAUCUCAACGCUUACAGGGUUUUGUUUGACAAGAAUGGAGAUCCCAGGUUGUCUUGCUUUGGACUCAUGAAAAAUAGCCGAGAUGGGAAGAGUUACAGCACAAACUUGGCAUUUACUCCUCCAGAGUAUUUGCGAACAGGUAGAGUUACUCCAGAGAGUGUAGUAUUCAGUUUUGGAACCGUUUUGCUUGAUCUUAUGAGCGGAAAACAUAUUCCACCAAGCCAUGCGCUUGACCUGAUCAAGGGAAAAAACUGUGCAGUGUUAAUGGAUUCUGCUCUCGAGGGUCAUUUCUCAAACGAAGAUGGAACUGAGCUAGUACGUUUAGCCACACGCUGUCUGCAGUAUGAAGCUCGAGAAAGGCCGAAUGUAAAAUCUCUCGUCACUUCACUCGCCACACUUCAGAAAGAAUCUCAUGUACCUUCAUAUGAUCUGAUGGGCAUACCCCAUGAAACCGAGGCUGAGGAAGAGCAGCCGCUUUCACUGACGUCUUUUGGUGACGCGUGCUUAAGAGUAGAUCUUACGGCCAUACAUGAGAUACUUAACAAGAUGGGAUACAAGGAUGACGAAGGAAUCGCCAACGAGCUCUCGUUUCAAAUGUGGACCAACCAGAUGCAGGAAUCUCUAAAUUCGAAGAAGCAAGGCGACUUAGCUUUCCGUUCCAAAGACUAUUCAACCGCGGUCGACAGCUACACUCAGUUCAUAGAGGGAGGAACAAUGGUGUCACCAACGGUUCACGCACGGCGCUGUCUGUCAUAUCUGAUGAACGAGAACGCACAAGAGGCUCUGACCGAUGCAUUGCAGGCACAGGUUGUGUCUCCAGAGUGGGCAACCGCUUUGUAUCUGCAAGCAGCUUGCUUGUUCAAGCUCGGCAUGGAAGCCGAUGCUCAGCAAGCUCUUAAGGACGGGACUAUAUUGGAAGCUAAGAAGACUAAUAGGCGCUGA
Thlaspi arvense is the source of this 1485-nucleotide messenger RNA. NCBI's taxonomy places the organism in Eukaryota, Viridiplantae, Streptophyta, Magnoliopsida, Brassicales, Brassicaceae. The record is from the annotation of a GenBank genome assembly.